AUGAAUCCUGUUCGAUGGGGGUUCGAAGGGGACACUGAGCUCACUUCGUUUGGCAAACGGCAGUCUCUUGGAUUGGGUCGAGAGAUGAGACGUUUCGUCGGCGAUUUGGUGAACGAGAACUACCUUCCUAACCAGGCCAAAUACUACUCGAGUUCAGCUAACAGGUGUCAGAUGACAUUACAGGACCUGUACAAAUCUCCAUAUCCUUCCUGGAUAUCCAAACCCACUCUGCGUGGUUACAAUGCCGCUUCUUUCAAGAAAGCUGUGCUAUCAUUUGGAGAAAAUCAUCAGAUCCGCUGCGCAGAAUAUGCUCCUUGCAGAAACAUUAUGGGAGGCGUGUGGCUGAAAAAUCUGCUGGACUCUAUCAGGAGCGCGAUCAAAGGUGAAGGCCCAAGCGUCAUCGGAUAUGCUUCGGUAAGUUCAUAG
Molecule: messenger RNA, 426 nt
Organism: Cooperia oncophora
Lineage: Eukaryota; Metazoa; Nematoda; Chromadorea; Rhabditida; Trichostrongylidae
Source: the annotation of a GenBank genome assembly